AGAAGCUGUGUUUGCCUCGUCCUUCUGUGGAUGCCUGUGGCCAUCAGCCAGUACAAAGUGAACGACCGCGACGUUAACGCGAACUCAAGCGUGUUAAGAAUAUCAUUUCCUACUUCUAUAAGUAUAUUUGCAAAUUAUUCUCUACUUUCUUCAAUCAUCUUGGUCUUAAAUAGUUUUAUUUACAGUCUUAAAAAUGAUUAUUCAGUGAAACUAAUGUUAGCUUUUUUAUCUUUUUAAGUUUAAUUAUGCUACAAGAAUAAUCCAUGGAAUUCUAGAAGAACAUUCUAAAUGCAACAUAAAUUGAAUUUUGUAGUGUCAAGUGUAAUUACGGAGUGAAUUUGAAUGAAAUUUUUCGGAUUCAAAUCAGGCUAUAUUGAAGGUCAACUAGACCACAUGAUUCAAGAGUUUUAAUAUAACUAGGUCAUUCGGUCCAAGAGACUGAAGAAGUGGCAAAAGACUUUUGAUUACUCCGCCAAGUGAUAACCGGCAAAAAAGAAACGUUAAAUUGGUAGAAUUAAAUUUUAAAUAAAAAUGUGGCGAUUGCUGAAACAGUCUGGACUAUUUUUUCAUGUUUGUGACCACUGUGAAGAAGUCGAUCGACGCUGAUGCUCACUAGGAAUGAAGAUGGCGGCGGUUGGAUAGAUUAUCACUGAAGUGUAUCUUGCAAAUUUUUGAACGGGACUCUUGAUGGUACACAGGGUAUCUUUUGGAUUCUUCAAGUGAUUGGAGAACAAUGGUGCAAUUGUGGCCGUAUUCGAGAGAUUCAAACCGGAAAAUGGCAAACCAAAGUGUGUCAAUAGGAUUUAUUUUCUUACUUGUAGGUCUCCAAAUUAUGGAGGUUUCUGCAAUACGGAAUACACCAACAUCAUCCAAAUCAUUAUCUGAUGACGUAAUUCUAAGUGCUAGUUCUUUUCAUCUUGAUAAAACUUGGUCCAAAGAAAAAAACGAUAAAUCGAUGAGUGAGUUCGAAACUACUCAUCCAACCUUACAACUUCAAAGCUCUCGAAGUGUUGAGAGACUUGACAAGAUAGAUACUGAUUCUUUAAAGUUUACUAGUCUUCAUAGUGGGUUAGAUGCUGUCGCUACGGCAUCUAAACAUGUCGAUGAUAUUGAUGGAAAUAAUAUUGAAGUUAAGCCAGCUGAAUAUUUAAAUGUCAAAUCAACAAGUGAAAUAGAGCAGUCGGGGGAAGGGCAGGGGGCUCCGCAAGGACUGACCUUGUCGGAGCCCCUUUAUCCCACUGGAUCAAACCAACAACGACAAGGACGUCAAGAAGUACCGAGGAUUUAUAGUGAGAGAGCUUUACCUUCUAAUAUGCAAACUGCGACAGUAGGGAAUCGUCAAGCAAACCCUGAUAUCCAGGACAUUAUAACUGGAAUUGUUAAAUUACUUAAUGGCAAUGUCAAUGUUGCAGCCAACACUAUUCGACCCCACAAGCCUGUACAAGCUACGAGGAUUAAUAAUAGAGGUCCGCCAAGAAUCUCCGAUCUACCACCAUUACCACCGGACUUCGAUACACCUGAAAUGAAUCCUCCUCCCCUCCCAGAGCAGCCGUAUCCUUUCGAUAAACCGCCUGCACCAGAAAAACCAUCAAUCAAUCAACUGCCCCCAAUUCAAGAGCGACCGACACCUCCUAAACCUUACAUAAAUGGAGUUUCGGUUACAGAGGCAGGUGCACCGGUAAAUCGACCUUGGAAUAGACCUUAUCGACCUUCCAACAGACGACCUAUUCCGCCAUAUAAACCUUUACCAUCUCAUGAAAUGGAUAACUUUAAUAAAAAUGAAAACAAGAAUGAUAACAAGCCUACACAAGUCAGUACAUCAACUGAUCAAUCGAAUGAAAACUUAACAAGCCCUGAACAAACUCCAGAAGAAACAGCAACAAAAAAGCCGUUGAAAUAUCAACCACCCUUAAAACAAAAUCAAAUAAUGUCCGAGAAUACUUUGGUCUUAGGAUCAGACGUUCAGCCAAUUCCCAUACCAACUCAACCGGAGCAUUCUAUCAAACCGGUUGCACCUUCUGAUAGUCAUGAAUCAUCUAAAUCGAGUCUGACUCCUCAGGAAGCAAGUUCAGAAACCAAAUCAGCAGAAAUAGAAUCUACUACGCGUAAUAUUAUGCGAACAACUUUAAAGAUUGAAACGAGUUCUUCUAUUCAAGUUAUUGAACCGACAAAAACCAUAAUUGAGGUUCAACCUGCGAUUGUGCCCCUUGAGAAUAACUCAGAAGCUUCCAAUAAAUUGUCUCCGGUAAUUAGUGACACAAUGACUAUAAUUGAACCAAGCAAAGCAUCAGAGUCAAGUUACAGUGGAAAUUAUCAUAUAUCUACUCCGACAGAAGGCUUACCAACCUCAACAACUUCUAAGUCGUCUGGUCUUUUUGAAACUAUGACUCAGCAUCCUACAUCUACCACAUUUUAUAAAAAUCCUGCUUCGAUAAAUCACUACAAUUAUCGUCCGAGACCGGGAAUUGUAUUAGAUGAUACUUUAGAUUAUACUAAAGCACCAGGAUUAGUAACUCAGAGGCCUUAUGCACCUCCAAGACAUCCUCCACUUGGAGAUAUCUUUGAUGUAACUGUUUCUGCUAUUCAAGGACCCGGUGGUGCAUCUGGUGAGAGUGUCCGAGUAUCUGUAAAUCCUACAGGUGGUCAUGACGUUAUCUUAACAUCAGCUGUUGAAGGGCAAGGAUUUGUUAGUAUUGAUGGCAAGAGAACGUACUUGAACUUAUUUGAUAAUUCUGAUGAAAACAUUGUUGCCACCAAAACUCACAUUCAACCUACACGAAUACAAGGACCAAUAAUUGGUACGGGAUAUGCAGUCCCUCAAGUGGAUACUAGUUCAAUUACUUCGAGACCUAAUGGAUUGCCCAGACGACCGACGUUUCAUCGAAGACCUACACAACCACCUGUUAGGAUCGAUACUUGCAUUGUUGGUGAUUUAAGCACUUGUGAUGCAAGUCAGCAUGAAGCUUGUGCUACUAUCCAAGGAGUAUCCGCAUGUCAUUGUAAACCUGGAUAUGCACGAUUGGUUCAUUCGUUGCCAUGUAAAAAGGUUGUUAGUAUCGUAGUUUCUAUUAGAAUUGAUAGAAUUUAUGACUGGAAAGUUACUUGGAGUCAUGAUCUAGCUGAUAGAGAAUCUGAAGCGUAUCAAACUAUUGCUUAUGAAUCAAACAAAGCCAUUGAGUCUGCUAUGUCAAUGACACCGUUUUCUGAUGAGUACAUGGGCUCUUUAAUUAAUAGCGUCUAUCAAGGUGACGUUAGUAAAGGCCAAGGUGGCGUUUUUGUAAAUGCAACACUAAAAUUAACUCACGAGUCUCGAACCGCGAGACCUUCUUUAGCUGGAGAGCUUCAGAGGCAUUUACUUGGUGUUAUACACAGAAGAAAUAAUAAUAUUGGAAAUAGUGCUGUUUUUGUUGAUACUCCAGUUGGAUCUAUUUCCAGUCUUCAAGAUUUAGAUGAAUGUGCAUCAUCAGAAUUGAAUGAUUGUAACUCUUCUGCUAUUUGUACAAAUAAUUGGGGUGGUUUUACUUGUCACUGUAAACCAGGUCUUAAAGAUCCUCAUAAAGAUGAUCCCCUCCUUGCUGGCAGGACAUGCAUUUCAUGUGCAUCAUCACAUUGUAAUAAUCGUGGAAGUUGCUCUUAUCAAGGCAAUGCAAUGCAAUGCUCUUGUACUGGUAAUAAUUACGGGGCGCAAUGUGAAAUUGACGGCGAAGUUUUAGGUGUAGCUAUUGGUGCUUCUGUUGCUGCUCUAAUAAUUAUUAUUCUCACUGUAGUUUGUCUCGUGAUGUGGAGCCGUCGAUGGUCAAGAGAACAAAAUGUAAUGGGUUCUCCAGUUUAUGGAUACGUGCCAGGAGGAAUUUCAGCAGUUGGAUCUGCCGGAACUAUAGCAUCAGUGAAGCAGGGUCCACCUUCUGCUCUGCCACCAUAUUUAUGGGGUCACAUAACUGAGCAUAUGGCUACUGCUAAUUUAUAUGCAACAGAACCUAUGGGUCCGACAAGGUCUAAUUCUGCAGGAUUUAGAUAUCCAACAAUGAGUUGUCAUAGUACAUUACCGCCUGUUCCAUUACCAAGACUCCAAGCGCCGCCACAUCCGAGACAAAGAAGCCAGCUUGAUCCUGACAGUUCAGAUUCUGAACUACAAGAUCGAGAUCGUGCUGACUUAAUCCCUCAAAGCAAUGGCUUUCAUGUGCCUAGACCGAGGUCUAGAUCAUCUUUAGCGAAUCAAAGUGGCAUUUAUUAUGAUGUCGAAUAUGAUCAAGGAGAUUCUCAUCAUUUAUCACAAAAUAAUAUCCCAAUGUCAACUUAUAGUAUGGCACCAUACUACAGAACGUAAACUUGAAGAGUUUGCAAUGACUUACUGAAACAGAAGCACUGAAAAUAUAAAUCACAUUAAUUAUAUAAUGUGGUUUAUUAAUCAUAAAUAAUAGUCAUUGCAUCAGUUAAAUUGAUGCAUUUUCUAGCUCAAUGAUAGUUUUUAUGGAAAAAACUAAUUCAAAAUGAAAAUGUUAUUUUAUAAAUAAUGAAAUUAUAAAUUUCGUUAGUUGAUUAGUUAUAAUUUAUGAUAAAUAUUAAAUUAGUAUAAAUAUAAAUUAAUGAAUGAUGAUUAUAUUUGAAGAUAUUUUUUAAUUAAUGAAAGUAUUUUUUUUAUGAUAGGUGAAGGCCAAACUCGGCGUAAACUUGUAAAACUUAAACAAAAAAUAAAAGUAGGAUGAAAAUCAAUUUUUGAUGUAAAAAAUAUCAUCGUAUUACAUAGGUUUUAAACAAACAGCAAUGAAAGAAUAAGUUGAAGUUUACAUUUAAUCGAUGUAAUUAAUAUUAUUUUGUUUCUUUAAUUACACAAUUUUUCAAGUUGAAUACAAUAAACAUUUGAAAAUUUAACGCAGAUCAUCAUUUUUUUCACUUGUAUAUAAGAUAUCACUGUGUAUAAGCAUUCAUAGAUUAACAAGGAUAAAAAGAUUAUAUCAUCAUACUUCGACAAAUAUAAAUUCUU
Messenger RNA from Chelonus insularis, 4984 nucleotides. It is a transcript of the gene pwn, whose product is annotated as pawn. Bases 734 to 4327 code for a protein of 1197 amino acids. Gene Ontology annotation, molecular function: calcium ion binding. Lineage: Eukaryota; Metazoa; Arthropoda; Insecta; Hymenoptera; Braconidae. The record is from RefSeq and is a predicted model, not a curated record. The transcript has 11 exons.